Molecule: messenger RNA, 1872 nt
Organism: Musa acuminata subsp. malaccensis (wild Malaysian banana)
Lineage: Eukaryota; Viridiplantae; Streptophyta; Magnoliopsida; Zingiberales; Musaceae
Product: SAM50-like protein SPAC17C9.06
Cellular component (GO): outer membrane
Source: RefSeq, a predicted model, not a curated record
AAGGCAACACAUGCGGGACCUUCAAACGCAGGCCGAUCUGUGUCACUUCGGUCUCACUAAACCCAAACCAGAGCCUCUCUCUCUUUCCUGCCCCCCUCAUGGCGACCCCCUCCGACUCCGAAGCCGGCCCGAACCCUAAGCCCGUCGAAGAAUUGGAGACUGAGAGUGCUACUAACGAUGAACACCAAGGCGAGGACGAAGACGAGAUCGAGGAGGAGGAGGAGGAGGAGGGCGACGACGAGGAGGCGGAGGAAGACGAAACUCCCGCUGCCCAGAGGGAGAAUAUCAAUCGCCUCUUCCGCCGCCUCUCCGGGGGCCCCGUCCGCCUCCGCGUCCAAGACAUCAUCAUCCGGGGCAACACCAAGACCAAGGACGCCCUCAUCGAAGCCGAGGUCCUCGAUGCCUUCCGCUCUGCCUGCUCCAUGCAGGAGCUCAUCCAGGCUGCUGGCCUCGCCAACACGCGCCUCCGCCAGUUGGAUAUCUUCGACUCGGUUUCCAUUACGCUCGAUUCCGGCCCCUCCGAGCUCCCUGGCACCGCCAAUGUCGUCAUUGAUGUCGUAGAGGCCAGGAAUCCGCUGACUGGUGAAUUCGGGGCAUAUUCAAAGCCAGAGGCUAGAUCUUGGUCACUUGAAGGAUCACUGAAGCUCAAAAACUUGUUUGGCUAUGGUGAUAUUUGGGAUGCUUCUGGGGCUUAUGGUUUUGGUCAAACAUCAGAGAUAAGUGCUGGAGUGUCGUUGCCCAGAUUCAAAGCAAUCUCAACUCCUCUUAUGACUCGGGUGUCAUUACUCUCUCAAGAUUGGUUAAAGUUUUCAUCAUACAAGGAACGCCUAUUGGGUCUUUCUGUUGGUUUGAUAUCAACUGGAAACCAUGACCUGGCUUACAAUCUUACAUGGCGUAACUUAUCCGAUCCAUCACACAUGUCAUCCAAAACAAUACGGAGACAGUUAGGACAUAGUCUUCUUUCCUCUUUAAAAUACACAUACAGGAUUGACCAUAGAGAUUCUAAUCUGAGGCCAACACGUGGGUAUGCUUUCCUUUCAACUUCUCAAUUUGGUGGUCUUGGACCAGAUAGUAGGAUCUUACGAUUUAUCAGACAGGAGUUUGAUGUUAGAGGAGCUUUCCCCUUGGGAUUUUACAAUGCUGCUGUCAACUUUGGUGUUGCAGCAGGUGCGAUAAUGCCAUGGGGAAGGGGAUUUAUGGACUCAACAUCACCAUUACCUGAACGAUUUUACAUGGGCGGUCAUUCUUCUCCUAUAUGCAGUUUGGGUGGGCCUACGUCUUUGUUGGGGUUUAAGUUAAGAGGAGUAGGCCCAACCGACGAGCGGAGAGCAAUUCUUACCAAACAUGGUGAAGAUGAAGCUACCACUCCUGGAAGGAUUGCCUCUCCAGGCGGGGAUGCCAUCGGAGGUAAUCUUGCAGUUACUGCCUUUGCUGAUCUCUCAUUUGAUCUACCGCUAAAGUUGUUUAGAGAGUCUGGAGUGCACGGUCACAUGUUUUUAAACACCGGGAAUGUUGUCGAUUUGACACCGGCGGAGUUCAAGAAUUUCUCGUUUCGGGGAUUCUUGGAGACAUUUAGGAGCUCAGCCGGAUUUGGCAUAAUCUUCCCCACCAGAUUCUUUCGCAUGGAGAUUAACUACUGUUAUAUAUUGAAACAACUACAGCAUGACCAUGGAAAGACAGGCAUACAAUUCAGCUUCUCCACUCCAUAGGUUUGCUAGGUAGCUUCAGAUUCUUUCACCCUUCACUAAUUGUGCUCCUCUUUUUGUUUGUGUUUUUAUUGAGAGGAGAAAGCUUAUUUCGAAAGGCAAGAGAAAAAAAAAAAUUCCAUGGUCAAUAAAUUUUCUCGAUAUGAACCCUUUCCUUUUUCUUUUU